Messenger RNA from Nicotiana tabacum (common tobacco), 576 nucleotides. Lineage: Eukaryota; Viridiplantae; Streptophyta; Magnoliopsida; Solanales; Solanaceae. The record is from RefSeq and is a predicted model, not a curated record.
AUACGGUCAAUGCGGCAAUUGUUGGACUUGCAUUUUGUAAACCUGCCGAAUUCCAUUCCCGACGAUGGCUAUCCCUACACCACCGUCGAGCUCCGCCACUGCCGGCGGCUAUCAGAGCCCUAAGAGAUCGUUAGGUUUAUUCGCAAACGCAAUGAAGAGGAAAAACAGCUUCAUACAAUUCUUCGCCAUGACAGGAAUCCUUCUUCUUAGCGUACGAUCGCUUGGGCAAAAGUACCGCAUAAAUGAUCUGAUGGAGGAUAACGCUGCGCUAAAGGAAGAACAAGAAGGCCUUGUUUUAAGAAUGAAUAAUAUCAAGCAAAGCCUCCUUGCCGAAGCUGCUGUGGAGCCCACUGGUGCUUUUGCUUCACGCCUUCAACGCCUCUUUGGUGAUGACAGUUGAAACAGUUGAGUUUUGUUGUUCUAUCUGAGUUUAUAUUUCAUAUACAUCUGAUAUAGGUUGUUCAAUUAUAAACAGAAUCUAUGGAUUUUGGAAUUUAGGAUUAUUGUAGACUGACCUAGAAUGUUAAAUGUGAUGACUUUUGCCUUCAUGUGUUUCAAAAUUUAUCAUUUCUAAGG